AUGUCAUACAUAUACAGAGAACGCGAUAGAGAGCGUGAUUGGGACGAACCUCGUUCUAGCGUCUCAAUCAAGCGUUACGUCAUUCCUCCUGAAGAUGAGCGAGAGCGCGACUAUCUCGUUCGCCGCGAGGAUCCUUAUACCGGGGAUCGAGAACUGAUGGUUCGGCGCUCUACCGACCACCAUGACGACCCCGUCCUCGUCCGUCGUUAUGAACGUGACGUCGACUACGAGCCUCGCUAUCGCUCCGAGCGAGAUUACUACGAGCGCCAGCCGGUAAUAAUUCAUAAAGCUCGAGGCCCCAUCUACAUCAACCCGCGCGAAUCCGACUACGAUGUUGUCCACCGAUCAGAGGUUGAUAGAGACCCCCACUAUCAUCACCGACGUUUCCGCGAGUAUGAGGAUGACCGUCGCCUUCGCCGAGAGCUUAGUCCCGCCGACUCGAUCUCCCAGGCUAGCCGUCGGCGUGAUGACCAGGACUACAGCAGUGAUGACAGCAUGGUUUAUGUUCGCAAAGAGACCCGUGAAUACGACGACCACCCACAUCACCGACGCCACCUUGCUGAGGGUGCUCUGGUUGGUGCAGGUGCUGCUGAACUAUACCGUAGCCAUCGGAAGAAGGAAGGCGAAGAGGUGUCUGAUGGCGCGGGUCGUCUCGGCCGAACCGUAGGCGCUGGUGCUCUAGGAGCUGUUGCCGUCAAUGCGGCCUCGCGGGCCAGAGACUACUAUCGCAGCAAAAGCCGGCACCGUUCUCAUUCGUUUGAUGACGACCACGGCUCUCAUCAUCACCGUCGUCGCCGCCGCCAUCGUCAUGGCCAUAGCCAUAGCCACAGCCGUCGGAGUCGCAGUCGAAGCCGCUCACAUUCUCACUCCCGAGCCAAGACCUUGACAGAACUUGGCCUGGGUGCUGCUGCUAUAGCCGGCGAUGGCGAUGGUGACGAUGACGAGACUCGAAGUCAGUCACAGCGGAGAAAGCACAUGGCGGGAGCCGGUCUGGCAGGCGCCGCGGUAGCUGGCCUUGUGGAAAGGGCCCGCAGCCAUUCGCGUUCUCGCAAAGGUGAACGGUCUCGGUCUCACAGCAGAUUCCGCCAGGCCCUCCCUGUCGUGGCGGCUGGUUUAGGAACAGCAGCUGCCACCGGCCUGUAUGAAAAAAGCCAGGACCGAAAGAAGGAAGGCGAAGAUGGGUCUAGGCACAGAGAACGGCGGCGAUCCAGGUCCAGAAGCAGGACCCCGUCAGAAGUUUACCCAGAUCCUUCACGAGACUCAGCUGGCCUUAUCGAGUAUGGCCGCGAUCCAGUUCAUGGAAGCAUCCCAACUGCAAACUACUAUGGCAGAUCACCGUCUCCGUCCGGCUAUUACUCCGAUGCCACCGAUCCCGUGGCUAGUGGUGCUGCAGGAUAUGGCUCUUCAAGAAAUCGGGACCGUAGCCGCAGUCGCAGCCGCAGCCGCAGCCGGGGUGUCAGAUACGGCAGUACAUCGGACUCAGACCAGGACAGUGGUAGACGACGAAAGAGUCACCACAGGUCUCGCGACCUAGCAGGAGCUGCCCUGGCCGCCACAGGAGCGGGAUAUGCAGCUCACAAAUAUUCACAGCGGAAGGAUCGUAAGAAGGCUGGUCAGGAUAGAGACAGACCUGGGUAUGAUGACGAUAAUGUGAGCCGGGAUCCGUACGAAGAGUCGUACAACCCCGAGCCCUACCCACCUUCUCCCCCUGCCGCGCCUCAGCAGCAAAUCGAUGAUCGCCAGUACUACCCUAAUACCAACUACUUUGCGCCGCCCCCGAGCUCAGCUCCUCAUCCGGCGAGCAAUGGAGCACCGUAUCGCCCAGCAGACUAUCCACCACCUCCUGGAGCAGCUCCGCCCCCGCAACCGUAUGGGUAUCCGCCUCCUCCAGGACCAGAUCCGUAUGCGCCCCGGCCCCGAAGGGCAGAUGAGAAUGUGAGUGCUGCACAAAACUGGCCCUUCCCCACUGCUAAAUACCACACACAAGAUGGUCUAGAAGCAUUCCCUCCCCUCGGAACGCCGCGUGCCAAAAAACGGAGAUCACGCGCUGUUAGCCAUCCAGCCCUGCCAAAAUCUGUUUCUUUUGACCUGAAUUCGGGGACCUCGCACGAUCGCCAAAUGGACCCGGGUUACGAAACUGAUGAUAGUGAUUCAACGAUUGGCUCAUUGAAAGGCGAUCGUCAGCAUGGCUACCAUCGCCGCUGUUCUUCCGAUCCAUAUUCUUCAAAAUCCAAUACUAAAUCUAGACCCGGUGGUGGAUCUUCUACUACCUUGGAUGCUGGUAAAAACAUCGGAUCUGACUCGGAUUCAACUAUCGAUUUGCCGGCUCGAUUCGACUCGCAAGGUAAACUGUUGCCACAGCGGGAAAAUGAUCCAGUGGUAGAUAGAUUGGAGGAUUUGAUUAGAGAUAUCAGUAAGGUGUUAUUCUAA
Aspergillus wentii DTO 134E9 is the source of this 2430-nucleotide messenger RNA. RefSeq names its product DUF3824 domain-containing protein. Bases 1 to 2430 code for a protein of 809 amino acids. Lineage: Eukaryota; Fungi; Ascomycota; Eurotiomycetes; Eurotiales; Aspergillaceae. The transcript has 5 exons. The record is from RefSeq and is a predicted model, not a curated record.